This is a messenger RNA of Lichtheimia ornata, 1908 nucleotides long. RefSeq lists its product as uncharacterized. Gene Ontology annotation, cellular component: membrane. The record is from RefSeq and is a predicted model, not a curated record. Bases 1 to 1908 code for a protein of 635 amino acids. Gene Ontology annotation, molecular function: beta-N-acetylhexosaminidase activity. Gene Ontology annotation, biological process: carbohydrate metabolic process; glycosaminoglycan metabolic process. Lineage: Eukaryota; Fungi; Mucoromycota; Mucoromycetes; Mucorales; Lichtheimiaceae. The transcript is spliced from 14 exons.
AUGCAUGGUUAUGGUGUAUUUUGGUUGCUAUUGUUGCUGCUACACUUUACGUCUUGGGCAGUAGCACUGGAACGUGUCUUUUUAUGGCCGAUACCUCAGCAUGUCGUUUCAGGAAACGUUGACCUAAAGCUGGAUCCAUCCUUUCAUAUUCGAGGACCCGACGAGAUUCAAGAUGCUAUCAAACGAUGCAUGAAUACAAUCCUGGCAGAUCGUUGGAUACCGGUUCAAGUCCCACUGGAGGAUGAUGACCCCACUCUUGAUGAACAACAACCCCAUUUCAACACCAACAACGAGAAUAAGCAACAUGUGUUCGUCAACAACAAAGCCAACACGCUAUCCACCUUGGAAGUAUCGAUCGAUGAUGUCAAUGCAAAACUUGAAUUUGGGGUGGAUGAAUCAUACACGUUGGAUAUCUCAGACAAAGGAUCGGCCACUCUUGCAGCCAAAACCAAAUGGGGUGCACUUUAUGGCCUGGAAACAUUUUCACAGCUGGUGCAAGCCUACAAGACUUCUUCUUCCAUUGAAGAUUACGACGAUCAAGAGGAACAAGGAUUUGAUACAAGCGUGGAGAAUCUUUUCAUACCAGAGACACCCAUCCAUAUUGAAGAUGCUCCUGCUUACUCUCAUCGAGGUUUAAUGUUGGACACAGCACGCAAUUACUUUCCAGUCAUGGAUAUCCUGCGAAUGAUUGAUGGAAUGGCAUAUAACAAAAUGAAUGUGUUCCAUUGGCAUAUCACCGAUUCACAAAGUUUCCCUUUGCGACUUGAAAGUAUACCUGAAUUGGCAGAGCAUGGUGCCUAUGUUCUUGGACAACGUCGUCUCGUGUAUAACAAAAAGGAUGUGGAGCGUGUGGUUGAUUACGCACGUGCACGUGGUGUGCGAGUGAUUCCUGAAAUUGACAUGCCUGCGCACACUGCCUCUUGGUCCGAAUCGCAUAAGGAGAUCACGACAUGCGCAGGUCGCUUCUUUUUGGAUCCUGACAACAAAGGACAAUACGCAGCUCAACCAACCACGGGUCAAUUGAAUCCCGUUCUUGAAGAAACGUAUCAUCUUGUGGAAAAGGCUAUAUCGGAGGUUGCUUCUCUUUUCCCGGAUGCGUGGUAUCAUGGCGGUGGUGAUGAGCCUUUCUACAAAUGUUGGGAGCAAGAUGCGCACGUGCAACAUUACAUGAAAACACACAAUGCUACGGGUGAUGAUUUACUCUACAAGUUUUUGAAGCGUGAAAUCGAGUUUAUUCGGGAAUCGGAAAAGACACCAGUGCUUUGGGAAGACCCUGUGACCAUCAACAAUCUGGAGCUCAAGGAUGUCGUGCUUCAAGUAUGGAUAAACCCGGUGCAACAAGCAGUCAAGAAAGGAUACAAAGUCAUUGCCUCUCAUGCCCAAUUCUGGUAUCUUGAUUGUGGUAAAGGUGGUUGGACGGGCAAUGAUACAUCAUACGAUGAACAAGUACCACCAGAGAUUCCAGACUCACUCGCUGAAGAGCUCGAGAGGUAUCAAGUCAAAGACAACUAUCGCCCAUCCAACUGGGGAGGAUCUGGAAAUGAUUGGUGUUCCCCUUUCAAGACAUGGCAAAGGAUCUAUAGUUACGAUAUGGCCUUCAAUUUGACCCAAGAGGAAGCCAAAUUGGUGCUAGGUGGUGAAGUUGCAUUAUGGACGGAGCAAACAGAUCCCGUUGGCAUGGAUACACGCUUGUGGCCUCGUACAGCAGCAGCCGCUGAAGUAUUGUGGUCUGGAAGGCUUGUGAAGCGUGGGAUCCAAGCCGAAGCUUUACAGCCCCUGUGGUGCGGAAAGAACCCUCGUAUGUGUGACAGCCAAUACCCGGAAGCAUUUCUUCAAGAUCGACAUAAGGAAGGUGCCAUAAAACAUAGCGUACCAGGAGCUAUCAACGUUGAUGAAGGAGACCAAUGA